Messenger RNA from Cuscuta epithymum, 3226 nucleotides. NCBI's taxonomy places the organism in Eukaryota, Viridiplantae, Streptophyta, Magnoliopsida, Solanales, Convolvulaceae. The record is from the annotation of a GenBank genome assembly.
GGAAGGGCAGUAGACGACAAGAAUACACUCAAAAAGGGAGUGUAUGCAUACUCCGCAUUAAUUGACGGGAUUCUUAAAUUACACUUAUAUCCCGUGUAAUUUGUUACGUUUGGCCACACGGGUACAUAAGGCAGACAUUGGUAACGAGUACAAGCACAGGGGUAAGGUAGUCAUUCUCUUCUGAGUCUCUCUCCGUCCUACAGGCGGUACGGUGUAGGAUUACUAUUAUCUCGCUACGUGCCAGACGCGACUGCUAUCGUCAGGGGCGAUAAUGGUCUUUUCCGGUCACACGUUUUCACGUUUUUUUUUUGGUUUUCUUUUAUACUCAUUCUCUUUUUCUCUCUUUCUCUCUUACUCUGAGCUCUGGUUCCAGAAAUACGAUACGGUACCGUCCUUACUCGAGUUCAUACAUCUCUGAGAGACAGAGAAGCACAGCUUCACUUGUUCUUCCUGUAGUGGAAACUGAUUGAAUGGGUUCUAAGAAGAAGAAUAAAAACCAGACACAGAAGGAACAACCGACCCAACCGUACAACUGCAGUGUGCCUGCUCGUAACCUACCGAAGAGUGAUCUUGGAGCGGUCAUUUUUGGCUGUAAAGGCCAUACAAUUGACGAAUGCUUUUCCAAACUUUUAUUUGGACUACCAUUUGGACAUUUUGCAUAUGUCAAGAAGGUUAGUCCUGGCCUUCCGCUUUUUCUUUUUAACUACAGUGAUAGGAAACUUCUGGGUAUAUUUGAGGCUGCUGGCCCUGGAAAACUAAAUAUUGACCCAUAUGCAUGGACUAAUGGCACUGACCAUGAAACAGAAUUUCCUGCACAGGUGAAAAUUAAAACGUUCAAGAGGUGCUAUGCUUUGAAAGAAGACCAGUUUUACCCUGUCAUUGCUGAUAACUACUAUGAUCAAACUCAGCCCAACUAUUUUUGGUUUGAGAUGGACCAUUCUCAAACAGCUAAGAUGAUCAAUUUGUUUUUGUCUUCAUCUCUGCCUUAUGCUCGUCCGUAUCAUCACCAUAAACCUACAAGUGAUGCCAGCUGUUCUAUUCCAAACAUUUAUAAUGCUCCUUUGCCUUAUGGAGGUAAACCGCACAAUGCACCUACAAGUGAAGCUCUUCCACAAAAUGAUGCCCAUGCUUCCUCUGAACAGAAAACAUGGAGCUCUCUGUUCAAAUAUGAUACAUCCUCUGAUAUGGUGAACAAAUAUGAGCUUCUGAAGAUUGCGUCUUCACGACCAACUUCACCCUUGUCAGAGCAUUACAAUGGUGGAGAAUGGGAGUCUUGUACAUCACCAUCAAUAACCAAAAGUGAACUCCAUGAGGUAUGUGAAGAGGAGAUUGAGGGAGAUAAAGAAAGUAUUCAUCCUUUUAUUGAGGCUUCUGGAGCCUAUUCUGGCGAAUGGGAGGUAGAGGAGGUUGAAGGAGAUGCAGACAAUAUUCAGGCUCAGGAGAUUGAGGGAGAUAAAGAAAGUAUUCAUCCAUUUAUUGAGGCUCCUGGAGCCUAUUCUGGCGAAUGGAAGGUAGAAGAGGUUGGAGCAGAUGCAGACAAUAUUCAGGCUCCUGAAUAUUCAGUGGACGGGAGUUCUUCAACCAAACUGAAUGGGAUAUGCGCAGAGGACAGUGAUGAAAGAUAUGAAGAGCCAUUUGUUGAAGCUCCCGAUAUUCUAUCAAUGCUGAUGCAAGAGGUUCAUAUACUGAAGGAGAGGCAAAUGAAACAAGAAGAAAAAAUUCAAACUCUUGAGAAGGAGCUGGUUCAGUCAAGAGAUGAACUUCAAAAGUUACGGAAUCAGCAUCAUGCAUUGGAAGCAACCCCAUUGCCUUCAAGCCAACAGUUUGAAGGAUAUUAUUGCGGAACACCUAACUCCUCUGAUAAGAUGGACAGCCAUGUGCUAGUAGUUGGAGGGUUUGAUGGUUCUAAUUGGUUGCCUUUUAUUAGUUCCUACUCUGUUUUGAAUGAUCGCAUGGAAUCUCUCACCAAGAUGACGUUCUCGCGUACAUAUUGCUCUGUAGUAAAUUUGAAUAGUGAGGUUUAUGUAUUUGGUGGCAUGUAUGGUGAGGUGUGGUAUGACACAGUUGAAGCAUAUAAUCCUGGGAGUAAUGAGUGGUGCAAACGACCCUCGCUAAAUCGCAAGAAAGGAAGUCUGGCUGGAGCAUCUUUGCAUGGCAAAAUUUUUGCAAUUGGUGGGGGAAAUGGUGUGCAUUGUUUUUCAGAGGUGGAAAUGCUAGAUUUGAACAUUGGAAAGUGGUUGCAUUCUAAAUCAAUGAUUGAGAAGCGUUUUGCAACAGCAGCAGCAGAAAUUAAGGGUGCACUCUACGCAGUUGGUGGCUAUGAUGGAAAUGCGUACCUAAAAUCUGCUGAAAGAUUUGAUCCAAGGGAGCAUACAUGGAGUAAAUUAGGUGACAUGAAGGCGAGAAGAGGGUGCCACUCUUUGGUUGCUUAUAAUGAGAAAUUAUAUGCACUCGGCGGGUAUGAUGGAAACCGAUUAGUCCCAAGUGUUGAAGUUUUUGAGCCUCGUGUUGGUUCGUGGACGGUGGUGGAUCAGAUGAAACAUUGUAGAGGCAACUUUGGAGCCGUUGACAUUGGCGGGAAGAUAUAUGUACUUGGAGGGUUGACCAACGGGGAAGAUGUUCUAGAUACAGUGGAGUGCUAUGAUGGCUACGAGUGGAAGAUUACCAACCUGAGGGGUGUGGGGAAGCUAUCUUUUUUCUCAUCCCUUGUGCUGUGAGUGCUGUGCAGCAACCCUGGUUUCUAGGAGAUAUAUUUUGCAAAUGAUGACGAUGAUGACGAUAAUGGCAUGGUAUAAAAAUUACCUGUGACUAAGAAAGCAUGAGGAAGUUGCUUAGGAUGGGUUGUAGUUAAUUUACCCCCAGUGCAUAUAGGGUAGUUGGAAAGGAUAGAAAGCUAAUCUAAUGUAGGCGACAUGUUUUGUCACACUAUGAUUCCUUGGCUGCAUGUUUUGUCACACUAUGAUUUCAUUACCAUGCGAUUACUUUACAGUUUGUGGUCACUGUGAUGUGGUCUCUUAUGGCGUUUUCUUUUACACCUGGUUUUAGUUCAAUUGCCAGUGCAAAAUCCAUCCAUCACGGGUCAUGUAUAGACUAUAGUGGUGUGCUGGCAUCCCAAUCUUAUAGGGUUAGGUUCAAGUACACAAUUUGGUAAAGAUUUACCUGAACUUUUGGAAAAUUUAGAUGGGGUCUGGUCCCGUAUGGGUCGGAUUUAGUUUCUGUUCUGAUC